Messenger RNA from Sorghum bicolor (sorghum), 1613 nucleotides. RefSeq names its product serine/arginine repetitive matrix protein 3. The coding region runs from base 117 to 1391 and encodes 424 amino acids. Lineage: Eukaryota; Viridiplantae; Streptophyta; Magnoliopsida; Poales; Poaceae. The record is from RefSeq and is a predicted model, not a curated record. The transcript has a single exon.
ACCUCCCCCCAACUGUGUGUCUGACCUUCGCUCAGCUCGCGGCCGCCGCGCGCGCAGCAGCACCCACCCAUCUCUUUACCUCUCUCUCUCUCCCCUCUACUCACUGAGGCCAACCCAUGAAGCCGCCGGCGGCGAGUCCGGGCCGCGCGGAGAAGCCGCCGCCGCAGCUAGCGGCGCCGGGUCUAGCGCGCCUGCUUCUGAGCAAGAGCCGGCGUGGCGCGCGGUCGCGGCGGGCGCCGCCGGCCACGUCGCCCAUGUUCGUGUCGCGCGGCGCCGCGCGCACCCGCGCCGCCGAUGGGGCCGCCGAGCCUUCGUCGCCCAAGGUCACCUGCAUUGGCCAGGUGCGGAUGCGCAAGGCCGGGAAGAAGCCUGCUCCUGCGACUGCGUCGGCGGCGGACGGGCGGGACAAGGCCAGGGGAGGCUACUACUGCCGCUGCCUCAAGAAGGCGUUCCUGUGCGGUGGGCUGUUCGCGUUCGACUCGAGGAAGCGGAGGCACAAGGCGCCGCCGCCGCCGGAGGCUCCGGUGGUGGAGCGUGGGAGGCGGUCGCCGUGGGUGUUUAGCAGUAGGGAUGUCGCUGUUGCUGCCGCGCCUAAGACGGCGCCGGAUCCGAGGAGCGGGCGCCGGGUGGAGGAACAGGAUGAGGACGAGGACGAGGACGAGGAGAUGCAGGUGGGCGUCGGGGUCUUCGGAUCGAUCGGCCGGGACCAAGGCGAGAAGAUGGGGAUCGGUGCUGGCUGCCACGGCGACGAGCAGGACGACGAUGGCGACCGGGAGGCGCAGCUCGUGUCGUCGGCCACCACGACGCCGCCUAAGAACGCGCUCCUCCUCAUGCGCUGCCGGUCCGCGCCGCAGAACCGCACGUCGCCGCUCACCUCCCGGUUCCCCUCCACCGCCACCGCGGGGUUGGGACCGGCGCCGUCGCCGUCGCCGAGCAGAGACGCUCUCGCCUCCGUGGCGUCUCCGGCCGCCCGGAAGCCGGAGAAGCUGUCUCCAUCCCCUUCGCCUUCCCCGCGGAAGCCGGCGUUGUCGGAAGAGGACGGCGUGGCGACAAGGCAAGCAGGAGCGGCGGCGGCGGCGCGUGAGCUGCAGGAGCUGCAGCUGAUCUUAGGCGGAGAAGAAAAAGAAGAAGAGGAAGUAGAAGACGACGACGGGUUCGAUGCGUAUGACGAGGAGGAGGACGAGACGAUGCGGUGCUCAUCGGCGCGGCCACUGGUGCUGCAGCGGUGCAAGUCGGAGCCGGCGACGACCGCGGCCGCGAAGAUGGCGGCGGGGACCGCGGCGGACGCGACGGCCGCCGGGUGCUUCUGGGCCCACGGAGGGAGCAGCGGCCGGAGAAGGCACGCGCCGCCGGCCGCGCCGCCGGCGGCGGUGGCUUUGACCGGUCACUGAGAUGGAGAUGGGGAACUGGUGUGGGACCCACCCGUCAGUAUAAUGUUUUCUCCUUUUGUUUACUUCUGCUGUUAAAUCGGGAUUCCUAGAAGAUCAUUACUGGUAAGCUGUGUAGGUAAUAUUUUUUUUCCUAGUCUUCAUGUCUCUCCAUCCAGGCAAAGAUGCAUGGUCGUGUGUAAAUAUAAAUGUGCAUUCACUUGGAAUUUCUUGUAAAUUUCUUCA